AUGUUUUAGCGAGGUACUAUUUUGGCAUAUCACCCCAUUAUGCAUCAAAAAUCAAAUUUCCCGUUAACAAAUAAAUCUCUAUUCUCAAAAUCAUGGGCACAUGCAUCUUCCCGGUUCGCGUGUCUGGAAUUCAAGUAUAAACUAUAUUUUAAAGUUUUCCCGCUGACUGAUGGGAAGUUGUCUACUUUUUUCCCUACCAAAGUCAACACCCUCAUUUAAAUCCAACAGUUCCUUUGCAGCCUAGUUAAGAGCACCACCUUUUUUUCCCCCUUAAUCUUCUUACUAUUUGGUUUCUCUCUUCCUUAAAAUCUAAAAAGUGAACUGGGUCUGUGAGUUUAACUCCAAAUUUAUGUUGAUCCUCUUGAUUAAGACUUUGAAUGCUAGAAAAAUCUAACUAGUGUGUAUUUUUAAGUUUUUUCUUUUGCAGUACCAAAUAUGAGUUUUAGGCUACUAAGUUGGUACUGUAAGCCUGCAGCUUAUGGGCUUUGGGGAAAAGUAGUAAAGAAUGCUUUUGGUUCUUACACACCUUGUGCAGUUGACUCCCUAGUGGUUUCUAUUUCUCAUUUGGUUCUUCUGGGCCUCUGUGUAUAUCGAAUAUGGCUAAUCAAGAGCAAGAAUUCGAAGGCACAGAGGUUUCUAUUGAGCUCAAAUUGCCACAAUUAUCUGUUGGGUUUUCUGGCUGCUUAUUCUACUGCUGAUCCAUUACUGAGGUUGUUAAAGGGUAUUUCACUCUUUAACCUGGCUGGCCACACUGGUUUUGCUCCCUUUGAGAUAAUAUCUUUGAUCGUUGAAUUUCUUGCUUGGGGUUCCAUUUUUGUAAUGAUUCGACUGGAAACUAAAGUUUACAUCCGGGAAUUUCGAUGGUAUGUGAGGUUUGGAGUCAUUUACGUGUUGGUAGCAGAUGCUGUGGUCCUCAAUCUUGUCCUUUCAGUUAAGGACUACUACAGUGGAUAUGCAAUACAUCUCUUCAUAGGAAAGGUUGUUUUCCAGGUGCUAUUUGGAGUUCUUCUGGCCAUAUAUCUUCCCAACUUGGAUCCUUAUCCUGGUUAUACUGUAAUUCAACCCAAGUCUCUUGACAAAGAAGAAUAUGAAGAACUACCUGAUGGAGAGCAAGUUUGUCCAGAGAGGCAGGUUAAUGUAAUUUCUAACAUAUAUUUUGGAUGGUUGAGUCCACUCAUGCAGAAAGGCUACAGAAAACCCCUCACUGAAAAGGAUGUCUGGCAGUUAGACACAUGGGAUCAAACUGAGACUCUAAUGAAAAAGUUCAAUAGAUGUUGGGCUGAAGAAUCUCAGAGGUCCAAACCAUGGCUUUUAAGAGCUCUUAAUAAUAGCAUUGGAGGAAGGUUUUGGAUUGCAGGCCUUUUCAAGAUUGUGUAUGAUCUAUUUCAGUUUGUGGGACCCAUUAUUUUGAGUCAGCUGCUUCAGUCAAUGCAAAGAGGGGAUCCAUCAUGGAUUGGUUACAUUUAUGCCUUCCUAAUUUUUGCUGGGGCGUCAGUAGGGGUGCUGAACGAAUCUCGAUUUUACCAGAAUGUUCAGCGUGUUGGUCUUUGGCUGAGAUCAACUUUGGUUGCUAGUAUUUUUAGGAAAUCAUUACGACUCACACAUGAGGGCCGCAAAAAUUUUCCAACCGGAAAAAUUACAAAUAUGAUUACUACAGAUGCUGCUUCACUCCAACAAAUAUGCCCACUACUUCAUGAGUUAUGGUCAGCUCCAUUUCGUAUUAUCAUAUCUAUGGUUCUCCUGUACCAGCAAUUGGGAGUUGCAUCUCUUUUCGGGGCUCUAGUACUAAUUCUCAUGGUACCCUUACAGACAGUUGUGCUUUCCAAAAUGCGAAAAGUAACAAAGGAAGGACUGCUAUGUACUGACAAGAGAGUUGGCCUCAUGAAUGAAAUUCUGGAAGCCAUGGAUAUUGUGAAAUUUUAUGCAUGGGAAGGUAGCUUCAAGUCUUGUAUUGAAAACAUACGGAAUGAAGAGAUAUCGUGGUUCCGUAAAGCUCAAUUACUAUCCAUUUUUAAUAGUUUUAUCUUAAACAGCGUCCCAGUAUUUGUGUCCUUGAUAUCAUUUGGAGUUUUCACAUUGUGCGGAGGAGAUUUGACACCUGCAAGGGCAUUCACAUCGCUUUCUCUAUUUCAAGUGCUCCGAUUGCCAUUGAUGAUGCUUCCUAAUCUAUUAAGUCAGAUUGUGAUUGCAAAUAUAUCAUUGCAACGCAUGGAGGGGCUACUUCUAGCUGAAGAGAUAAUUUUACAACCAAACCCACCUCUUCAACAAGAGCUUCCAGUCAUAUCAAUUAAGGACGGCUACUUUUCAUGGGAUGCUAAGGCAAAUAAGCAUACCUUAUCAAACAUUAAUUUAGAUAUUCCAGUAGGCAGCCUGGUCGCAAUAGUAGGUGGAACUGGAGAAGGGAAAACAUCACUCUUAUCAGCAAUGCUAGGGGAGAUACCAUCUGUGACCAGUGGAAGUGUUGUGAUAAGAGGGAGUGUUGCUUACGCUCCCCAAAUUUCAUGGAUUUUCAAUGCAUCUGUGCGUGAUAAUAUAUUAUUUGGAUCUAAAUUUGAACCUGCAAGGUAUUGGAAGGCUAUUGACGUAGCUGAGUUACAUCUUGAUCUUGAUUUGCUUCCAAGCCACGAUCUAACAGAGAUAGGUGAACGAGGAGUGAAUAUCAGUGGUGGACAAAAGCAAAGAAUUUCAAUAGCUAGAGCUGUAUAUUCCAAUGCAGAUGUAUACAUAUUUGAUGACCCUUUAAGUGCUCUAGAUGCUCAUGUUGCUAGACAGGUUUUUAACAAGUGUAUCAAGCAAGAGUUGCAAGGGAAAACCAGGUUAUUGGUCACAAACCAGCUACAUUUUCUUCCACAGGUGGAUAAAAUCGUUCUAGUCUCCGACAGUACCAUUACAGAGCAGGGAACCUAUGAGGAGCUGACAAAAAAUGGAAAGAUGUUUCAGAAACUAAUGGAAAAUGCAUGGAAAACUGGAAAAAAUGUAAAAGAAAAAGUGGACAAUGAAAGCUGUUUUCAGGAUAUACCAGUCCCAGCUCUUAAUGGAUUAUUUUCCGAUGCCAACAAUUCAACAAAAGAAAAUUUGGAGAAGGUUGUCCUAAUCAAGCAAGAGGAACGGGAGACUGGUGUUGUCAGUUGGAAUGUCUUGAUGAGGUACAAAAAUGCACUAGGAGGAUUGUGGGUGGUCAUGAUUGUCUUAAUUUUCUAUUCAUUGAUGGAAGUUCUUCGAGUUUCAAGUAGCGCAUGGCUAAGUUUAUGGACAGAUCAAAGCAGCUCAAGAAGAUACAAACCUGAAAUCUAUAUUUUCAUCUACGCACUAAUUUCAUUUGGCCAGGUGAUUAUGACGCUGGCAAACUCUUUUUGGCUGAUCAUAUGUAGUCUUCGUGCAGCCAAAAAAUUGCACAAUACCCUGUUACAUUCCAUAUUCAGAGCUCCAAUGAUUUUCUUCCACUCUAAUCCAACUGGACGAAUAAUCAAUAGGUUUUCAAAAGACGUAGGUAAUAUAGAUCGGAAUGUUGCAAGUCAUAUGAAUUCAUUUCUUGGUCAGUUGUGGCAGCUACUUUCAACUUUUGUGCUGAUAGGAAUUAUGAGCACAAUAUCCCUCUGGGCCAUCAUGCCACUUAUGAUCUUGUUCUAUAUGGCCUAUUUGUACUAUCAGAGCACAUCUCGUGAAGUGAAGCGCAUGGAUUCUAUUACAAGAUCUCCUGUUUAUGCUCAAUUUGGAGAAGCACAAAAUGGCUUGCCAACUAUUCGUGCAUACAAAGCAUAUGAUCGAAUAGCCAAUGUAAAUGGAAAGUCGAUGGACAACAAUAUAAGAUUCGCUCUAGUAGGCAUGUCUUCAACUAGCUGGCUCUACGUAAGAUUGGAAACAUUAGGAGGUAUAAUGAUUUGGUUGACAGCAAGCUUUGCUGUUUUGCAGAAUGGAAGAGCGGAAAACCAAGCAGAGUUUGCAUCAGUAAUGGGCCUACUUCUCAGCUAUACUCUAAAUAUCACAAACCUUCUUAGUAAUGUACUGAGAGUAGCGGGUAGAGCUGAAAAUACUUUAAAUGCCGUUGAGCGUGUUGGAACGUAUGUUGAUUUACAUCAAGAGGCUCCAGAUGUAAUUGAAAACAACCGACCCCCACCAAGAUGGCCCUCAUUAGGAUGUAUUAGUUUUGAGAAUGUUGUCCUACGUUAUAGACCUGGACUUCCUCCAGUUCUCCAUGGAUUGUCUUUUACAAUUUGUCCAAGUGAGAAGGUUGGAAUAGUUGGUAGAACUGGUGCUGGGAAAUCUAGCAUGCUUAAUGCACUAUUUCGAAUAGUUGAAAUGGAAGAAGGAAGAAUCUUGAUAGAUGGUUAUGACAUUUCUAAAUUUGGACUUACAGAUUUGCGAAAAGUCCUCAGCAUUAUACCACAAUCAGCUGUCAUUUUCUCAGGAACUGUACGGUUUAAUCUUGAUCCUUUCGGCGAGCAUGCUGAUAAUGCUCUUUGGGCAGCAUUAGAGAGAGCGCACCUUAAGAAUGUUAUCGAAAGGAAACCUUUUGGUUUGGAGGCAAAGGUUCUUGAAGGAGGAGAGAAUUUCAGUGUUGGACAAAGGCAAUUACUAAGUCUUGCUAGAGUAUUGUUACGAAGAUCAAAGAUACUUGUUCUUGAUGAAGCGACAUCAGCUGUUGAUGUCGAAACUGAUGCUCUUAUCCAGAAAACCAUUCGUGAAGAAUUCAAGUCUUGUACAAUGUUGAUUGUUGCUCACAGGUUAAACACAAUAAUCGACAGUGAUCGAAUACUUGUACUUGACGCUGGUCAGGUUCUUGAGUACAAUUCCCCAGAAGCAUUGUUGUCAAAUGAAGAAAGUGCAUUCUCAUGGAUGGUUCAAAGCACGGGGCCUGCAAAUGCUCAAUACUUACAUAGCUUAGCACCAAGAAACAAGCAAAACUAGAUGGGAAGAGAGAAAAACAAGCAACUAAAUAAACAAAUGUUGCAGCUUAGUAUGCGCAAGAUGUUUCUCCCGCUACUUCACAUAAUGAUCUUCAAUAGUUACAUAUUAGAUAUUGAACACAAACAAUGGUAAUCUCUUGAAAACAAAAGAUGUAAUCAUUACAGUAGCAAGAAGAUGUGGAGGGAACCUUGAAUAAGAUUACAAAGUAGUAUGAAGGUAAUCACUAAUUACGUCACAUAAACAUAAUUCAUGUGGUGGCAUAAGAUGUAUGAUGCACAUAAUUUGUGCUUUCAACUUUUAAAAUUAGUGACAAAGGCUAAUCAAUCUGAUUCUUUGCUAGUAA
Messenger RNA from Humulus lupulus (European hop), 5251 nucleotides. Its product is annotated as ABC transporter C family member 12-like. The transcript has 26 exons. The coding region runs from base 436 to 4908 and encodes 1490 amino acids. Gene Ontology annotation, cellular component: membrane. The record is from RefSeq and is a predicted model, not a curated record. NCBI's taxonomy places the organism in Eukaryota, Viridiplantae, Streptophyta, Magnoliopsida, Rosales, Cannabaceae. Gene Ontology annotation, molecular function: ATP hydrolysis activity; ABC-type transporter activity; ATP binding. Gene Ontology annotation, biological process: transmembrane transport.